Messenger RNA from Phyllotreta striolata, 1295 nucleotides. The record is from the annotation of a GenBank genome assembly. Lineage: Eukaryota; Metazoa; Arthropoda; Insecta; Coleoptera; Chrysomelidae.
AUCAAUCGCUACUUUAAUAACAGAAUAAUGCUAAUGUAAAAGACCACCGAUUGACAAGUUUGACAUAUACUCACUUUUCAGGUUAUGUUAUGGCGAAUGUGUGAUUACAAAUAGAUAAUUAAAUGUCCCAAUUAAAGCGAGUACAGCAAUGGGCGACAUUCGCUCGCGUAUGGCACAUAUACGAUGCAGCUUGGCAGAAUCCCUUCCAAUCCGCCGAAUUACUCAAGAAAUAUUUAAUGGGGAUGCACAAGCCCAUAUACCAUCCGAUGAACGACUGCGGUGAUCACGUUAUAGUAAUCAAUACGGCCGAUGUAGCUCUACCGGGCGACGAAUGGAAGAAACGCGUGUAUUUCCACCACACCGGUUACCCCGGAGGAGCCUCCUGGACUUUAGCAUGGGAACUACACAAGAAGAAUCCUACGAUGGUUAUGAAGAAAGCCGUGUACAAUAGCAUGGACCGGAGUUUACAAAGGAGGUACACGAUGGAACGGUUGCACUUGUACCCCGAUGCAAAUGUACCGUUGAAUCUUCUCGAGAACGUUUCGAAUCAAAUCAAACAAUUGCGCCCGAAGCCGAAGAGGCUCGACGAGUACAAAGAGGAGGAAGUACGGGAGUUCCCGAAGCUCAUCGAUUUGCCCAAAAGUUACAUUGUAGAAUAAUCAUUUCGUAGAUGUAGAUAAACGUUUUAUUACUACACAAUUUAAUCGAAUUUACCACACUUUCGAUACAUCUUUGUAAUCCCCAUCGGGGCUUUUGUAGUUCUCAAUAGGAGGCGUUUCUACGGGACCUUCGACCUUGUAAGGCAUCAGCAACAGAUCGGGCUGGAAACGAACUCGUAAAUAAACGAUUUUCUUUGAAUUAUAGUAGUUUACUUGUAUAGCUUCUUGGUAUAAUUCCUCGGAUUCUUUUCGCAGCUCGUCUAAAGCCCGUUGUUGCGAAUAUUGUAUCCGAUCCAACAUUUGAACGUCUAUUAAGCGUUGCUCUCGUUUGUAGUUGGCCCAUCGUUUCUCCAACAAGGCCCUUUUGUCUAGAAUUUCGCUCGAUAGAGCCGGUAAACUUCUUUUUCUUUCGCUACAAAUAUGAUUCAAUAAGCAUAAAAUUUAUUGACUUAGUUUCAGUUUACUUGAGGGUAUCCAAAAGAUCGAAAGGUAUUUCGCAUUCGCCUAUGGGUUUCAAUUUGCGGGCGUGCUUCUCUAAUUUCCUGAUGGCUUUCUCGAGUUUCUUCUUCUUCCUUUCCUCUCGGGCUCGUACGAUUGCGGGGUCCAUUCGUUUCUUCUUUUUCAACGGUUCGCCGC